Elephantulus edwardii (Cape elephant shrew) is the source of this 1618-nucleotide messenger RNA. RefSeq names its product family with sequence similarity 124A (gene FAM124A). The transcript has 4 exons. Lineage: Eukaryota; Metazoa; Chordata; Mammalia; Macroscelidea; Macroscelididae. The record is from RefSeq and is a predicted model, not a curated record. The coding region runs from base 11 to 1618 and encodes 535 amino acids.
CCCGCGCGCGAUGGACCCCAAAGCGGGCGGCGGCGAGGAGGAUGACUGCGUGGACUCGGGCGCCGAGACCGGAGGGUCUGACUACAGCCAUAUGUCCUCCGCCAGCAGUGACCUGUCCGUGGAGGAGGCGCAGGACCCGUUCCUGGUUAGCAUCCACGUGAUCGCAGACCCCGGAGACUCGCAGCGCCUGCAGGAGGCCAUCGACAGGGUGCUGGCGUGGAUCCACCCGGACCUGCAGCUCUUCCGCGUCUCGGAAAGGCGGGUGGCGCGCCGGCGGAAGAAGGGGCCCCGGGCGGCGCAGCCCGCGCUGGCGGUGGUGCUGUUCCUGCAGGAGCAGUACGGCGAGGAGCAGAUCCUGCAGCUGCACCGCGCGUUGCAGCGGCCGCCCUGGCACUUCCACCACGCCGAGCGCGUGCAGGGCCGCUUCCUGCCCUACCUGCCCUGCAGCCAGGACUUCUUCACGCUGGCCCCCGGCACCCCGCUCUGGGCCAUCCGGCCGGUGCACUACGGCAAGGAGAUCGUGCGCUUCACCAUCUACUGUCGCCACGACAGCUACGCGGACACCCUCAAGUUCUACGAGCUGAUCCUCAAGCGGAGCCCCAGCCAGAGGAAGGCGGACUUCUGCAUCUUCCCCAUCUUCUCCAGCCUGGAUGUGGACGUCCAGUUCUCCCUCAAGAGGCUGCCCCGCGACCAGACCCCGGUCCCCACCGACUCGGCCGUGCUGGAGUUCCGCGUCAAGGACAUCGGGGAGCUGGUGCCGCUGCUGCCCAACCCCUGCAGCCCUAUCAGUGAGGGCCGCUGGCAGACGGAGGACCACGACGGGAACAAGAUCCUUCUGCAGGCACAGAAGGUACACAGGAGGUUCUCCAGGCCCAGCAGAGUGCACCACUCCUCCGAGAAGCGGCCUCCCUCCAUCCCCUCCCCGAGUGGCACAGCACCGAACCAGGCCCCCCGCCGCAGCCCUCAGCCCCUGCCAGACACCUCAUACCCAGAGCUCGGCCCCGUGGGCCUGCCUAACGGGGACCAGCGGGAAUUUGCCAGCCCUCCCACCCACCCCUGCUCUUUCCCAAGAAGCAAGUCCUUGUUUUGUCUGCCCACAGGAGGCCCCUCCCUAGCCUCCUUGGCCAGAUCACCACCGUGGUCCUCAGGCACAGACCCCCCAGGACACCGGGCUACAGUGUGGAGGCAGGGCCAGCUCCUUUCCAUUGACGACUUAGAGGGGGCCCAGGAGACUGAUGUGGACACGGGCCUGAGGCUGUCCUCCUCUGACCUGUCCGUGGUCUCAGCCUACUCUGCUCCCAGUAGGUUCUGCAGCAGUGUGGAGACAGGCCUCCCCGCGGUCUCAGAUGCCAGCCACUGGCCACCACACAAGGACUCCAGGGACGGGCCACUGCCUGCUGGGAGCACGCCAGCCCUGGGACCCAACCCAGCUUCCUUCGCCAAAGGAUCUCCCAGCUCCUCAGCAACAUCUGUCGCUGUGUCCUCGGCCACCAGCGUCUCCUCACUCACAGAGUCAUCCCAGGGACCCCCUAGUGACCACCACAGAGUCCAGCCAACCAGCAGAGAUACCUCCCAGACAGGCCCUGGGGACAGCGAGAUGGAGGAAUUCUACAUCUGA